Molecule: messenger RNA, 1205 nt
Organism: Phragmites australis (common reed)
Lineage: Eukaryota; Viridiplantae; Streptophyta; Magnoliopsida; Poales; Poaceae
Product: thioredoxin-like 1-1, chloroplastic
Exons: 4
Coding region: 113-922 (269 amino acids)
Biological process (GO): cell redox homeostasis
Source: RefSeq, a predicted model, not a curated record
GCAUCUCCCCGUCCGCCAUUGCGUCGUCUCCUCUUCUCCCGUUUCGUCUCUAAGUGCUUUCUCUCGACCUCCAUCGCUGCCGAAGGAUUCGAUCCGAGUCGACGAGGCGGCCAUGGCCGAGGCGUUGUGCAACGGUGUAGUGGCGUCGCUGUGUGGUGGGGACGUCGGAGCCGGCCGGCCGAGGGGCGCCGCGGAGCCUGUGCCGACCGGCGUCUACAGGGCCAAGAGCUCGUUUCCCGGCGGGCGGAUGGCGGUGACGGACAGGAAGGCGAGGCUGCUGCCUCGGAGCCUCGAAGCCGUGCCUGGGGAGAUGAACCUGACGAUUUCGAAGGCCAUGAGGUGGUGGGAGAAGGGGCUGCAGCCCAACAUGCGGGAGAUCGAGUGCGUGCAAGACCUCGUCGACUCCCUGCUCAACGCCGGCGACAAGCUCGUCGUCGUCGACUUCUUAUCCCCCGGCUGCGGUGGCUGCCGCGCUCUCCACCCCAAGAUCGCUCAGUUUGCCGAGAAGAACCCGGAUGUGCUGUUCCUGCAAGUGAACUACGAGACGCACAAGUCCAUGUGCCACAGCCUCCAUGUCCAUGUCCUCCCUUUCUUCAGGUUCUACAGGGGAGCGCAGGGCCGGGUCAGCAGCUUCAGCUGCACCAAUGCAACUAUCAAGAAGUUUAAGGACGCGCUCGCGAAGCACGGGCCGGACAGGUGCAGCCUCGGCCCUGCACGGGGGCUCGAGGAGUCGGAGCUCAUUGCCUUGGCUGCGAACAGGGACCUGCAAUUCACCUACGAGAAACCGGGCCUUGUCCCAAUUGCAGAAGCCAUUGCGAAGGAGGCUGCCGCACCCGGAAGCCCGUGGUUUCCUUUGCCUGCAUCUCCGACGCAGUUGCUCACUCAGGGAUCUGAGAGUUCCUUCUUGUCAUCCGGAAGAUAGACAGUGGUUUCUUGUUCAUUGUUUGUACAGAUUUACUGAUUCUUGGUCUGAUGUAUGAGACAUUGAGAUGCAGAUGCGCAGGGUUAGGCUUUUAGUUUGUAAGUCUGCUGAUUACUACAUUGUAUAUGUGUUGUGGUAGCUAGUCCUGUACUUGGUUGAGCUAAUAGCAUCCACAUCUGGGUCGGGACUGUGCUUGGUUGAGCUAUCUUGAAGCAAUUUGUCGUUAACAGUGUCUAAAUCAUCUUGAAUAAAGAUAUGGUUGAUUUCAGCCAAACCUUCAAGA